Patella vulgata (common limpet) is the source of this 2943-nucleotide messenger RNA. RefSeq lists its product as uncharacterized. The transcript has 4 exons. Bases 36 to 863 code for a protein of 275 amino acids. The record is from RefSeq and is a predicted model, not a curated record. Lineage: Eukaryota; Metazoa; Mollusca; Gastropoda; Patellidae.
GUGGAAGUAAUAACCGAGAUUAUUUACCUGUACGAAUGCAAGAAGACAAAAAAGAUAAGUUAGCUAUUUGUGGGAAGGUGGCCUUCGGAGAUAAAUUAAAACCCUCAAGAUUGGUUGAAUGGUUUGAAAUGCAAAUGAUUUUGGGUGUCGAUAAAAUCGUUGUAUUUGAUCUUGAUUGCCCAGAACAGAUUAAAAGUGUAUUUAAACAUUAUAUAGAUGAAGGUUUGUUAGAAGUUAUACCAUACUCUCUUCCCGGCAAAGUUCCAGGAUACUCUCACAGAGGAUUUAGAUUAAAGGAGCAAGUUUAUCCCCAGUUUUCACACGAUAAACAUAUAACAGUUUUGGAUUGUCAUCAAAGAUUGGGAGGUUAUGGUUAUGUCUUAGCUGCUGAUUUUGAUGAAAUAAUCAUACCCAGCCAUCACUUUACAUUGAAGCAAUUACUACAGAACUUGACGUCAGAAUCCCCAAAUGCUGCAGGUUUUUAUUUCCACGUUCAGUUUCAUUUGGAAAAUUGGGGCCGAGUUAGAACGGAUAGUGAUAUUUAUUUUCAACAAUAUCUAAAAUCUACCAAACCACGGUGGGAAUGUGAGAAGUAUAUUUAUAUACCAUCCAGAACCAAAUCAACGACUAUACAUAGCUUUCAACCUAGAUAUCCCUUUUCCAAGAAUUAUGUUGAUAUAAAAGAAGCUACUAUACACCAUUAUCGCCAGUGUCCGCUUGGAUGGAAUAAUUGUUAUCCUAAAGUUAUAACAGAUAAACAAGUUUCUAAAUACGAAGAAUUACACACGGCUAAUACAUUUAAAGUUUUUCAUAAACUGAACAUAAAGCCUUAUGACCAUGUAACCCAGACGUCCGAAAUCUAAUGUUUAUAAUUUUUUUUAUCUUGAAGACUAUUCACAAUUAAUGUCUGACUGCUUCCAUAACCUUUCUGUAACUUUUGUGAUGACGGCCUUCGAUCACAAUAGUCUUCAAAACGGCUUCUGGAAGCAUUAGACAUUUCAGAGUCGGACACCUCACGAGAUCGAGAUAAUACCAGCAGUGCCCGACUGGGCCUAAGCCUAUAAAGAAAAAAGAAAAAAAAGAAAAAAGAAAGAAAGGAGAGUGAGAGGAGAGGAAAGAAAAGAAAGAAGGAAGGAGAGGACAGGACACAGCCCUUUCCUAAUGAUAGUACUCUUAGGUCAUUCUGUUGUCUAAUUGUAUUAGGAAAUCAAAAAUUUGCCUUCUUCUGCUGUGGUCUGAAAUGCUUGGGACAUUGGCUUGCGGUUGUCAGUUUUCAAAAUUUUCAUUGGGGACAACCCCCCCCCUCCCACGAGAACCCCUCGGACGCUCUAGCGCCUUCGGCGCGUACUUGUGUGGGCCUUGGUCAAUGACCUGAUAGGUGGGCCUUCGUACCAACAGUCCGGCACUGAAUACCAGAUAUUAUGCCGCGCCCAUUAAAAUGGGCUUCGGUUUUGUUUCCGGAGCAUAUCUCAUAAAUCGUUCAAGAUAUAUUUAUCUAACUUUGUACAGGUAUAAACCAAUCAAGGAGUUGUUCCUUGGAUUAAAUAAUUUAGUGUUUCCAAGGACACACAAUCGACUAAGUUUUUGGUAUACAAUUAUUAUUCAGGAGCAUAUCUCAGAAAAUGUCCAUGGUGAAACCCUGUACACAUUUCAACCUAUUAUACUUUUGUCGAAAAUCAUUGUUAGGCCUACCAACAUCACAGAGAUUACCAAUCCCUGUGCCUUCAAAAGCAUCUUGUCUAUUGUAAAAAUAGCUGCCUUUCAUAUUUAAAAUACAUUAGUUUAUUAUUUCAUAUAUGUAAAUAUAUUCUCUGAUUUUUCAUGGGAGGAAAUAUACUUUUUGUAGACAUGGUUGUUUUUUGUUUUAGUUGUGUGUAGUUUAGGCAAAAAUUUAAGAAAAACUUCCAUCCACUCCAUUCAUUUAUAAGAAAAACAUAUUUGCCUUUCUUGUGCAUAUUGGUAUAGUAAAUUUACUAGUACUACCACAUGUCAUAUUGGUAUAGUAAAUUUACUACUCGACUACCACAUGUCAUAUUGGUAUAUAGUAAAGUUACUACUCUACAACCGCAUGUCAUAUUGGUAUAUAGUAAAGUUACUACUAUAUUACUUCAUGUCAUAUUGGUAUUAAUUCACGUCGUAUUGGUAUAUAGUAAAGUUACUACUCUACUACCACAUGUCAUAUUGGUAUAUAGUAAAGUUACUAUACUUUAUUACUUCAUGUCAUAUUGGUAUAUAGUAAAGUUACUACUCUACUACCACAUGUCUUUUUGGUAUACUGCCAUUUAAAAAUGGCAGCACAUGUAUAUGUAAUUUUACGACCUUUCCAGUCAACCAUUUAAUGAAUUUAUUAGUUGUAGGUAUUUUCUUUUAUUAUUGUCGCACAUGUCUUAUAUUUGCGUGGACUUUUACAUCGUGUGAUCAGUAUCGUUUUUACUUAGUAGUUUUACUUCUAAUUCUUACAAGUGUUUAUAAUUCUUUUAUUUGCUAUAUUCGAUAUCAAUGCAACUCAAAAUAGGAUUUUGGAAUAAUAUUAUGGCCUGCCAUAAAAAAAAAUAAUGACCCUGCGUGCUUUUUUUUUUUUGUUGUUGUUGUUUACAAGUAUGUUAGAUAACAAACCUUUAUCUCUCAACCCUCCGUGUUUCGACAUCAGUAUAUCUCAGCGUUUUUUGUUACGUUCUCGUAGCUAACAAGUAUGUCUGUGGUACUAAUGUAAUUUAUGUAAUUAUAUGUGAUACCGGUACUAAUGUAAUUUAUGUAAUAUUAUAUGUGGUACCGCUACUAAUUUAAUUUAUGUAAUUGUAUGUGGUACCUGUACUAAUGUAAUUUAUGCAAUAUUGUAUGUGGUACCGUACUAAUGUGAUUUAUGUAAUUGUACUAAUGUGGUACUAAUUAUAAAAUGUGAUUUGUGUAAUUGUACGCUGCAAUAAACGAAUCUUAUCUUUU